Messenger RNA from Anas platyrhynchos (mallard), 15354 nucleotides. RefSeq names its product DOT1 like histone lysine methyltransferase (gene DOT1L). Gene Ontology annotation, cellular component: nucleus. The record is from RefSeq and is a predicted model, not a curated record. Gene Ontology annotation, biological process: DNA damage checkpoint signaling; regulation of transcription regulatory region DNA binding; heterochromatin formation. Gene Ontology annotation, molecular function: histone H3K79 methyltransferase activity. Lineage: Eukaryota; Metazoa; Chordata; Aves; Anseriformes; Anatidae.
CGCGGCCGCCCCCGCCCCCGAGCCUGGCGCGUCGGUGGGGCCCGGCCCGGCCCGGCCCCGGCGCCUCAUUGUGCUCCGCUUCACGCCGGCCCAAGAUGGCGGCGGCGCCGGAGAGCCCCGCGAGCCGCCGCCGACAAUAGAGGGAGGCGAGGGGAGCGGCGCCCCCCCCGCCCUCCUGCGCCCCCCCCCCCCCCCCCCCCCUUUCCCCGGCCGCCGCCGCCGCCGCCGCCGCCCCUCGCUCCCGCCCCCGGCCGGGCCCGGCCGCCACACCCCGGCCGGCCCCCCUAGCAUGGUGCGGGGCCGCCGCCCGCUCCUCCGGCUGCCGACAUGGGCGAGAGGCUGGAGCUGCGGCUCAAGUCGCCGGUGGGAGCCGAGCCCGCCGUCUACCCCUGGCCGCUGCCCGUCUACGACAAACACCAUGAUGCUGCUCAUGAAAUUAUUGAGACAAUUCGGUGGGUCUGUGAAGAAAUCCCAGAUCUCAAGCUUGCUAUGGAAAACUAUGUUUUAAUUGACUAUGACACAAAAAGCUUUGAAAGCAUGCAGAGGCUUUGUGACAAGUACAACCGAGCCAUUGACAGCAUUCAUCAGUUGUGGAAGGGAACCACCCAACCGAUGAAGCUGAACACACGUCCCUCCAACGGACUCCUCCGUCACAUCCUGCAGCAAGUGUAUAACCACUCGGUGACUGAUCCUGAGAAACUCAACAACUAUGAGCCCUUUUCCCCAGAGGUUUAUGGAGAAACUUCCUUCGACUUAGUGGCCCAAAUGAUAGAUGAAAUUAAAAUGACUGAGGAUGAUUUGUUUGUUGACCUGGGCAGUGGUGUGGGUCAGGUGGUGCUUCAAGUAGCUGCAGCCACAAACUGCAAACAUCACUAUGGUGUGGAGAAAGCUGAUAUUCCAGCCAAAUAUGCUGAGACGAUGGACAGAGAGUUCAGAAAGUGGAUGAAAUGGUAUGGGAAAAAACAUGCAGAAUACACACUGGAAAGAGGUGACUUCCUCUCAGAAGAAUGGAGAGAGAGAAUUGCAAACACAAGUGUUAUUUUUGUGAAUAAUUUUGCCUUUGGUCCUGAGGUGGAUCACCAACUGAAGGAGCGAUUUGCGAACAUGAAGGAAGGUGGGAGAAUUGUGUCCUCAAAACCUUUUGCACCUCUAAAUUUUAGAAUUAACAGUCGAAACUUGAGCGAUAUUGGCACUAUAAUGAGAGUUGUGGAGCUAUCACCACUGAAAGGGUCUGUGUCAUGGACCGGGAAACCAGUUUCUUACUACCUGCAUACUAUUGACCGAACCAUACUUGAAAACUAUUUUUCUAGUCUCAAAAAUCCAAAACUCAGGGAGGAACAAGAGGCAGCUAGACGUCGUCAACAACGAGAAAAUAAGAGCAACACAACUACUCCAACGAAGGUUCAAGAAAAUAAGGAUUCUGGUGCUGAAGAAGAAAAAGCUGGGGCAAAUUCUGUUAAAAAGCCAUCUCCCUCGAAAGCACGGAAGAAAAAGCUAAGUAAAAAAGGAAGGAAAAUGGCAGGCAGGAAACGAGGACGUCCCAAGAAAAUGAACACUGCAAAUACAGAGCGCAAGACUAAGAAGAACCAAACUGCACUAGAACUUCUGCAUGCUCAAACUGUUUCACAGACAUCUUCAUCCUCUCCUCAGGAUGCAUACAAGUCACCUCAUAGUCCGUAUUACCAACUACCUCCUAAAGUGCAACGGCAUUCAUCUAACCAGCUACUGGUGACACCUACCCCCCCUGCACUACAAAAGCUGCUAGACUCUUUUAAGAUCCAGUACAUGCAGUUCAUGGCAUACAUGAAAACUCCUCAGUAUAAAGCAAGUCUGCAACAGUUACUGGAGCAGGAAAAGGAGAAGAAUGCACAGCUACUGGGGACAGCACAGCAGUUAUUCACCCACUGCCAGGCACAGAAAGAGGAAAUUAAACGUCUUUUUCAACAGAAACUUGAUGAGUUGGGAGUUAAGGCGCUGACAUACAAUGACCUGAUUCAGGCUCAGAAGGAAAUCUCUGCUCACAAUCAGCAACUGAAAGAACAGACGAAACAGCUGGAGAAGGAUAACAGCGAACUCAGGAACCAGAGCUUACAGCUGCUUAAAGCACGCUGUGAAGAACUGAAGCUGGAUUGGUCAACAUUGUCACUGGAGAACUUGCUGAAAGAGAAGCAGGCGCUGAAGAAUCAGAUUUCUGAGAAACAAAAGCACUGUUUGGAACUGCAGAUCAGCAUUGUGGAACUUGAGAAAAGUCAAAGACAGCAGGAGCUAAUGCAGCUGAAAUCGUACACGCCAUCUGAUGAGUCAUUGUCAGUACAGCUACGCAAUAAAAACCAUUUGAGCCGUGAUCCUGAGGCUGAUCACAACAGGUUCCAACUGGAGCUUGAAUGCUCUAAAUUUCCUAUGCCCCCGAUCAAUGGCAUGAGCCCUGAACUGUCCAUGAAUGGCCAUGCUACUCCCUAUGAAAUCCAUAACACUUUUAGCCGGCCGUCCUCCAAGCAGAACACCCCUCAGUACACGACUUCUCACCUGGACCAAGAAAUAGUACCUUGUACCCCAAACCACAGCAGCAGACAGAAAGCAGACAAGAUGACGAGCUUGUCCUUACCUGAUUAUACCAGGUUUUCCCCAGCUAAAAUAGCACUAAGGAGACACUUGAAUCAAGACCAUGCAGUCAACGGAAAAGCAACAACUAAUGAGAUACAGAGAGCUGACCACGUCAAAGAGAAUGGCCUUACGUAUCCAAGCCCUGGUAUUUCAAAUGGCAUAAAGCUGAGUCCUCAGGAAACUCGGCCCUCUUCCCCAGCGGCCUUACCAAUUGCAGGCGAGAAGGGUUUAAGAGAGAGAACCUCUGUGAGUAAUGGAGAAACUAUCACCAGCCUACCUAUCAGUAUUCCUCUCAGCACAGUGCAGCCCAAUAAACUCCCUGUUAGUAUCCCUCUGGCCAGCGUAGUCCUACCUAGCCGUGUUGAGAAGGUGAGAAGCACACCUAGCCCAGUUCAUCAGAACAGAGACUCAUCAACACUUGAAAAGCAGAUUGGUGCUAGUUCUCAUAAUGGUGUAAGCAGUGCUGCUGGAAACAAGCCACUGGCUUUGGCUACCUCAGGUUUUUCUUACUCUUCUGGCUCCGUGGCAGUCAAUGGAAAUCUUACAAACAGCCCAGCCCAUCUUAACCAUAGUGUUGAUCAGGCAGCUCUGGACGACUCUGGGAGUCUGUUUAACUCAGUAGGGUCUCGGAGUUCCACUCCACAACAUCCUUUGCUAAUGAUGCAGUCAAGGAACUCUGGGCAAAACUCCCCUGCUCACCAGCACUCAACAAGCCCCAGGUUAAAUGGCACCUCCCAGAGCCUGGUAGGGGUAUUGCAAUAUGCAGAUGCUCAGAAGAUGUUUGCCGAAGGAACAAAGGGGGAUCUUCAGUCUGAUGCAGCGUUUUCAGAUCCUGAGAACGAGGCCAAGAGAAGAAUCAUCUUUACAAUCUCUCCUAAUACAGGACAUGUAAAACAAUCCCCUUCCAACAAGCACAGUCCUCUGCCCGCGAGCGCUCGGCUGGACUGCGGCCAAGCACACGCGCAGGAUGGGAAGAAGCGAGGCCGGCGGAAGAGAUCCUCUACUGGGAAUCUCAGCGGGAACUCCGGGGUCUCCCCUAAACGUAAAUCCUUACCCACUAUGUCUGGACUCUUUACUCAACCAUCAGGUUCACCGCUGAAUAUCAACUCCAUGGUCAAUAACAUUAACCAGCCUUUAGAAAUAACAGCCAUUUCCUCUCCUGAAAACUCCCUGAAGAACUCUCCUGUUCCUUACCAGGACAAUGACCAGCCCCCGGUAUUGAAAAAGGAAAAGCCCCUCAUUCAGACCAACGGCGUUCAUUACUCUCCCCUAACAUCAGAUGAAGAGCAGGGAUCUGAAGAUGAGCACAAUAGCACCAGAAUCGAGAGGAAAAUUGCAACAAUAUCAUUGGAAAGCAAAUCUCCACAGAAGACUGUUGAAAAUGGUGGCAGCUUACCUGGGAGGAAACAAGCACAAACCAACGAGAACAUGAACAGCAGUAAAUGGAAAUCUACUUUUUCACCAAUAUCUGACAUCAACCUAACCAAAACUACAGACAGUCCCUUGCAGUCGGUUUCAUCCCUGAGCCAGAAUUCGUUGUUUGCCUUCAGGCCGUCCUCUGAGGACAGCCUCGCCAUUGACGCCAAGAUCACAGCACACGCGAGGAAAAGCAUUGCCAUGCCCUCAUCUGGGGCAGACGGGCUCAGCCCUAGUACAAACUCCACCAAUGGAUUCACAUACAACGGUGGACUGUCAACUGACAUUGGUUUACACAGCUUUAUCGAUGGUGCUUCUCUUCCGCACAAGGCUUCAGAUGUGACGACUUCCAACUGCUCCCUGGGUUUUCAGUCGCAGCGAAGCAAGGAUGUGGGGAUAUCGGAAACAAAUCCGUUUUUGAACAAGAGGCAACUUGAAGGCCUCAGUGGCACGAAAGGAGAAGACUUAAAUCGGUCAGGGGUCAAAAGCAAAGAGAUAAGCGAAAUAAGCAUUCGUACUGGGGGUUCUUCAGAAAAAAACUCUUUGCAGCAUAACGGAAAGGUCAGCAAAGGAAGGGACCGAGAUGUGGAGUUUAAAAACGGCCACAACCUUUUCAUUUCUGCUGCUGUUUCGUCUGGUGGCCUUCUGAAUGGUAAAAGCCUUUCUACUGCUGUUUCUUCAGCAGGCAACCCAGCAUCUUCUGUGCAGACGCACCAUCCUUUCCUAAACACUUUGACCACUGGAUCACAGUUUCCCCUUGGCCCCAUGGCCUUGCAAGCAAACCUCAACUCGGUGACAAAUUCCUCAGUAUUGCAGUCCUUAUUUAAUUCGAUGCCAGCUGCUGCCAGUCUGGUCCACGUGUCAUCAGCUGCAACCAGACUGACUAAUUCUCACACUAUGGGGAACUUCUCUCCUGGGGUUACAGGUGGAACAGUUGGAGGUAUUUUUAACCAUGCGGUGCCUUCUGCCUCCUCUCCUCAUCAAUUUGGAGCCAGUUUCAGCAGCAGUGCUGUCUCUAGCAGCACAGUGCUAAGCUUAAACCCUCUGCAGGCUGUUGCCAGCACGUCAUCCUCAUCCUUCCCACCCCCCUCCUCUAAUUUAGUAACAUCUAGUGAGAAUAGAUCUGCUCAGCACCUCAACAGAGCGCCAGUGCAAUCUGUUUUCCAUUCCCCCCCACCCCCUCCUAACGUUUCCUUGCCCCCACCUCCUCCAUUACUUGCUUCUAACCCUGAGCCUGCGCUUCUGCAGAACCUGCCAUCUCUCCCACCUGGCGAUGCUUUUUUGCCUUCCUCUUCUGCUGCUUCUGUCCAAUCUGCUAAUGCUUCUUUGUCUAUUAAGCUAGCCUCUCUCCAGCACAAAACCUCCCGCCCCUCCUUUACAGUCCAUCACCCGCCUCUGCCCCGCUUGGCGCUGGCACAGUCCGCGCCCAUGAUCACGCAGUCCAACGCAGCUGGCACGUCCGCUAUGUGGGUUACACUUGGCAUGCAGUCUCCUUAUGCUUCGCACCUUUCUGGGGUUAAGCCACGAUAAAGAGCUUGCUUAGCUAACAGUUCUUAUUUUGUAAGGUAAGGCUAGAGGGAAAAAAACAAACAAACAAAAAAAAACAAUCAGGAGUUUUGUGCGAGAUGCUGAAUGAUGUUUCUUCCUUUUCAGAGACAGGGUGGGGAUGGGCUCUGUGAAACAAACCUCUAAAAUGUAGGAAGUAAUUAAUGUGAUGUCAGAGGGUGAAGAGUCUCAAUGCUCUCUGCUCUGGGAGUCAGGAUUUCUCGACAAGGAGUGCUCACGGUGGUAACUCUGGUCUGUCUCAUCUGACGUUAGGAUUAUGUUCAGGUUGGGAUCACUUCUUGAAAAUGUUUACUUCUAAAGAUCAGUUGUCAGGAGGAAGUUCUAUUUUUAAGUAAGGUUUUUAUACAGUUAUUGGCAAUGGUUGUUGCCGACUUUGAUUCCCCCUUUUCCUCUUCUUGCCUUCCAACACAGACUGUUGCUUCUUCUACAAGUCCGUGUUCACAUAGCGUUAGGAUGCGUGCUGCUGCUGCUUUGUGACUCUGGCAACGUGGUGGUCUUGUUUUCAUUGUCAGUCAAUAACAGCUGCUCUCAGUCAUAAAGUUAAAAAAUCUCCAGGUUACAAGCUGCAGCUUUGUCUUGGAGUGCAAAUGCACUGGUCUUGCACUGCAGUGUGCCCCCUGCAUCACUGGAAAACACAAUCACAGGUAGCAAAGCGUUAUAAUCUGAAUUAGAAUUAACCAAGAAGGCCUUGUUAUCCGCACACUGCAGCGUUACUGGACUUGCCUGCUAGGGCUAAAAGUAACAGUCUCCAUCAGAUGCUGUAUUUAUGCUCAUGUGGCAGUCACUUACUUUCUGGGUAGACGUGAAUGAGGCGAUAGGGAAUAUGCAGGGUUCACUGCAGUCUAUGCUUCAUAAGGGCUGGGGCUGCAGAAGAGAGGAGGGUUUCUGGAGACUGUGCGUUUUUACCGAAGCAGUAUUUAAAUGCCUUUAGAGCAACUCCAGAAUAAAGUGUACCACCACAGAGUUGGGUACUGUUGUUAUGAAAAUACUCUGUGGCAUCGUGAUGUAACAAGCUUGUGACCGCAAAGUUAAAUCAGUAUGUUAGGGCCCAGAGCUCGCUCCAUGCUUUUCUUGUAGGUCUUUGAUGUUGUUGCUGUUCACUGAUACCAAAGCUACGUAAAAUCUAUGGUUGGAUACUCUUUGCUGCUUAUAAAACAUAUGCCUCAAUUACAAUAUACCUGAGAGAUUCUUUUGACUGUGCAUUGUUUAUAGUGUCUUCAUCAUGUAAUUGCUUCACAGACAUGAAUUUAGUCUUGUUAGGCUUUUGUGAGGCAGGUAAGUAUCCCCUCCGUCCUUCUAUAUGAUGAGUGAGGAUGAGGAGGAGUUCAGCGAUGUCCCUGUGUGCCUGCAGGGUGACAGGAUGAUGGGGUCACAGGGUGGGCAUGGAAGAUCCUGGUUAGAAACAAGCUCGGGACCAAGGCUAAGGAGGAUUAGGUGCGGGGCUUUGUACCCCUGAAUGACUUGGGAGAGCGGUGUGGAAGUCUGCUGAAGCAAAUGCCUUACCUGGAGUGGUGGUCAUGCUGGGAUGGACUCCUUGCCAUCGUACGUGGUGGGUCCUGCCACAGCAAGUCUCCUAGCAAAAUAGGCAAGGCACAAAAGUGAAGUUCAGUGCAAGGCAGCUGGAUGUCUAAAGCUGGACUGUGGAGCAGAGGGGCAGAAGUAAUGCUCCUAGGAGAUGGUUUGUGAGACAAACGUAUCAUAGUUGGGGUCCUGUUCCGUGUGAAAUACUUGAGCAUUUUCAUUGACCUUAAUCUGAACAUGUGUGCUCGAAGUCCUUCCAGAACUGAGGCUGAAAUCUGGAACGGGACUAAAAUAAUCUGCUUUGUUUCUCCUAACAUUUCUCCCCCAAGGUAGUAACAAAUGCAAAGCGGAUUAGUGUGUGCUAAAAAAGGUGAAGUCCUGAGUGGGAGAACGAACGCUUUUUUUCCUCACUUGUUGAGGUCAGUUGCACAAGGACAGAGUUCAACAUGGUUGAAUGUUGGAAGCCUCCUGUCUGUCUGGUUGUGGUUGGGUCAAGACAAGAACUGUGCCUUCUUCACUGGCUGACAAGGUCUUGGAGCAGUGUAGAAAUGAUUGACGCAUCUAACACACUGUAGAUUUUGUCACUUAUUUAGAUGAGUCUCUUCCUCUCCUCCUGUUGUGCAGGUAACUAGGAUUUCUACCUCAACCCAAUGUGACCUAUGCAAGGACAACGUGGACCAACUUCACUCGGCUUCCACUGAAAGGUGCUCACCUGGCCUGUGCAGGGGUUUCUACUCUCUUACUACUGGACAAAACAAAAACCUAAAAAGACCUAAACAACAGAGAAAAUAUUUACUGUGAAUCUGAGUAAAAAAGAAAAAAAGGAAGAAAAAAAAAAGGGCAAAAUAAAUGCCUAAGGCUCCAGUUUAUAUUGUUGAUAGUUUAGGUAAAGUAUUUAUCUUUUUUUAAAGCAAAAACAGUUUUGAUUUAUUUUAUUCCACCUAGAGUCAUAAAUACAAUUUAGGAUUAAAUUCUCUAAAUAAUUAAGGACUGGCACACCAGCAGAGAUGUAAAGAGCCUCCUCUCGGUGCUAUUUCAUCCGUCAGAACUGUGCCUCUAGUUUGAAUCCUUGGUGCUGAAUUUGGAGGGUUGACCAAUGCCAAACCCAGUUCUCAGAAAGGUCUGCAUUUUAUUUAUUCAACUUAUUCUGUUCAUAUACCAAAAUCCACUUGGUUUACAGCAGUGUGAGCUACAGAGAAACGGCAGUCUUUGAUCUGGUGUUUUGCUCUAAUGUGAACUGAGCCAGGCGCUCUGUUAACUGGGUGGUUUUUAAUUGUGUUCAUUACAAACGAGAACUCACUACUCCCCUCUGGAGUGGCAGCUAGAUCACCUGGGGCAGCCCAGGUGAGCUCAGCCAAGGCAGGCACAGUUUGAACAGAAGAAAUUCAAGUCCUGCCCCAUUCAAACUACUUCACUGGGCCAUUUGCAGUUGCUGGUGGCACUCAAGUCACUGUGAAUUUUGGUAGCUAGUCUGGUAACUUGUUUUGGGAUGUCAUUGGCAUAUGAACAGGGUGCAUAAUCACUGGUAUUGGUCAGGCCCUUUUUAAUAACAUUGGGAAGACUGAACAUAGUGCUUCUGUACUGGUGCAGGUAGCAGAUUAUCUCAGCUUGUUUUUGUUCCAAGUACAAUGUAUUUUGUUAGUAGAGUUUUGAUACUUGAUUCAGAAAUGGCUUAGAUGUGUACAUUUACUGACUAAGUGCAUUUUGCUUUUGUAUAUCUUUGCUUUAAGUAGAUCUAAAUGGUAGUUCACAAAAACACCACAAUCUAGCUUACCGUGCUGCCACACUAUCAAACUGGUGCAUUUAAUUGUAUUGUGACUUGGUGUUCUGUGUACAGAAAGUGCCGCUCUGAGCAGCGGCUGUAUUUUAUAGAGAUGUGAUGAAAAUUUAUAAAUUUCAUAUACUUUAUUUCAUUUAUUUUUAGACUGUACAGUGCACAGUGAACUUGUAAAAACUUAUUUAUUCAAGUGCACAAAAUGAGGAGAAAUACAAUCCAUUAUAUAGACAUCACCCUGGUCUGUAGUUCAGACUGGACCAAGCACCAAUAAAGGAAACUACAGUAACAGAAGGGGAAUUGCAACAGCAAAAUGACUAGAAGAAAAACUUGUUUAGGCAUUGGGAAACACCUGCCCAGGUGCUCUGGGGGCAGCAUUGAUCGCUCUGCCUGAAAGGCAUUUGCUACCCUUAAAUCCCUUCUAGGUCCCUGGUGCUCCUUAAUGAGUCUCCAGCCUCCAGCAAUUGGGCAUUUGCCUUAGACUUGAGCCUGCCUCAGCAGGCAGCUGAUGGAGGGUCCUGGGGUCACAAAAAGCUGGGCUGGGUGCAUUGCCUUCCAACUUGUGCCUCUGCAUGUGAAGGAGGUGAGGUAGCUCGGCCCUUGCAUGCUCUCCUGCUGUCUGAUCUGUGAAUGCCGUGCUGGCCAUGCUCAAGGGAGCAGUGGGAAGAGGUGAUAGAGCAGCUCCUGCCCUCUGCAAAUUUCAGUUAGACCCUUUUCUCUGUACCUCAUCCCUGGCAAUCUUAGUAGAGAUUUAGUUCAAGCGUGGUUCUUUUGUUGUUUCUUAUGUGUGUCUUCCCUAGGCAGCCUUUGUGCACAGAAACUAUUGAGCUGAUUUUGUUGCCUUACUCAUUGGAAAGGGAAGGGAUCGGUAGCCCUGGAAAUGAGGGGCGUUUUGGAACUGUUUUCUGCUUUGCAUGUGGAAGAGGACUUGACAGUGGUGCGCCCUGCUGUGUUAUUAGCUGCAAGAUGAGAACCUGGAAAAGGGCAAGAAAGCUCAGAAGGUGAUGGCUGAGAAACAUCCAGUAGCUUCUAGUAGAAGCUGUAUAGAGUUAAAGUCCUGGAAUCCAGGAAGACAGUGUAACCCAGAUGUUUUGCAGCUGGGAGUUUGGCAGCUCUAGCUUCAUCCAGAUCCUUGGCUAAUUGAAAGCUGCAGAGCUGCCUUAGCAUCCUCCCAGCAAAUAGCAAGGUGCUCCGGUCUUGGAAGGUGGGUUGUGCAUGAGCAACUGCUGGAGGGGCAGGAGCCUCAAUUACCCCCCCCUCCAUUUUUAUCCCAGAUGUGAGAGAUGAGGAAAUACAAGAAGAAGCUUUAAACCCAUCUGCUUUUUGUCAGAUCCUUUUCCAAAAAUGGACCAACCCGGUGUUCCUUAGACCUCUUAUCCCUCCCCUUAUCCUUUCAUCUCAAUCCAGCGAAGACAUCCAGCAAGAGAACUCAUUCUGUACAGGGAGGCUUCACAUCAGUUCAUACCUGAGAUGCUCGCAGGAUGCUGGCAGAGAUGCCUGCUUGGAGGAGGAGCUGGCUCAUGGUGGUCUGCCCACCUGGUGUGCUUCCUAACCCUGGACAGCUGCUUGGUGCACGCGUCGCCCAGCUGGCUCCUGACACUCUCCUGCAGCUGAAGAGGGUUGGCCAGGUGCUUGCUGCAGGAAUGAUGUGCUUUGCAUUCAGUGUUUCAGAAAUUAGUGCCUGGGAGCAAACAGAGCAAAGGCUAAGAGCAGAGUUUGUCAUCCGCUUUCCUGUGCAUGUUGGGGAAAAGCGAAAUCCCCCUUUCCAUCAGUGUUGCUCCCCAUAGUGGGUUGCCCUUUGGUCUGUGUUAGAUGUGCUGGGUGCUCUGGCUCUAGAUGGCCCGCUGUGCUCUGUGGCUGGGCUUGCUCGCAAGCACUCAUUGGAAAUCAGCAGCGUGAGCCUGCUCACUCCCAUCACCUGGGAAGGAUGAAACCAGAGGGGCACAGCCCACCAUGCACAGACCCAGGCACAAAGGCUGGAUGGCCGAGCAUCCGCUGCAGCCUCCAGGGGCCUGUGGAGGCCAGGCCUUCUGCCUCUGGGUCGCCUUGGUGCUGGCUUUCUCCGUGACCUGGCACUUCCAUCUCAGCAGCCCGUGCUGCAGGAGCUCAGAGCUGCCCUGACUUUGCCAGCAUCUUCCACCCGUGCCUGGUGCCGCUGGCACCAUCACCUCAUCAUGUGCUGCAUGGCUGUAGUGAGUUUCCCUCGUGUCCCAGUCUGGUCUAAGUCUUCAUCAUAAUCCUUGCUAGGGUGUGCUUCCAGGAGAGUGUUGGAUAAGCUACAGCGUGUUUGGAGAAGUGCGAGACAAUGGAGGUUUUGGGCUGAUGCCUUGAUGCUGCUUUAUUUGGGAGAAGUCACAGAGGUUGCUAUGGGAUUUGUUGUCUUCUCCACUCCCUGAUCUCUUGCUGCUUGGCCAUAACCUUGAGCAAGUUCAAAUUGUUUCUCUUCUGUCUACAAAAUGGGGAGAGCAUUUACCUGCUUGCAGGACUGCUGGAGGAAUAGCUCUUUGAGAUGUUGGGAUCUGAUCCAUAUGGCUAAGAGAAUGAGACCCUUGUGACCCUGAUGUGUGAGUGCUGUGCCAGAGACUUGAAACCUGUUUUCAAUAAUUGGAUAUACUUCUGAGUCAUCAAAGCCAAGCAGCCAGUUCCAGAAAGGAAUUCCUUCUGUGUUACCACUUCCUGCCCAGGUCCAGCCGUUUUAUGGCUGUCACAAAUGUUCCUUCUCCUCCACACCGCUGCUGCCAGUGAGGGACUCAAUCAGGAAGUCAAAAUACAUCUCACAGCACAUAAUGUUGCCAAAAAAAAAUAAAAUAUAUAAAAAAAUAUCCUGAGCUUUGUGCUGAGCGAAAUAUGUGCCCCACUGCUAAAUGUCAGGCUUGGAGAACAACCCUCACGUGUUCUUCCUACAGUGAUUUGUUACCUCUGGCUCCUACUUGCUGGUUCCAGCCCACUGAGACCCACCGUGCUGUGAGGCUGGGGGGGCUCCAAGAGCAUUAAACCUAAACUCAAGUCUUUGCUGCACGUUUAGUCACUGAGCAACAAUUCUUCCAUUAGCCAGGGGUGUGUGAGGCACCUGCUGUCAGAUUUCUCAGCUUUUCCUGUAGCUGAGGGAAAAGGUGGGAAAACAUUGCUGGAGGAUGUGGAGCCUUGGGUUGCUGGAACCAAGCUUGUGGGCAGGAUCACGGGGGAGUUGAGCUGUCCCUGCAUCGCCUCUUGUUUGGGUGCAGACAGGGCCAUUCCCGUUAGCAGGGUGUGGAUCGGUCUGGUCAAACUGAUGGGAUUUAGCUCCUCUUAGUUCAGGUUGCAAAUGCAGUGGGAGAGAGGUGAAGGGAAACGUGCUUUUAGGGGAAGCUGCCAACACCAGGGAGCACAUCGUGUCCUCGAUGCUCAUUACACUCGGAGGCAGAUGUUAGAGCAGUGUCUCCAGCUGGUUUCUUUGAUAGCAGGAACUCAGGGCUCCUUGGCCAGACAAACUCAGAAAUCUCUUGUGCUUCCAUCUCGUAUCCUUCUUCCUAGUGGCCAGAGCUGUCUUGCCUUGUAGCGCACGCAGUUUGUGCUCGCCACUGUUGGCUGGGCUUGGAUGAGCUCUGAGCAUGGGCUUGGCCUGGGUCCUGCCUGUGGCUGGAGGGGGGCAGGCGUGGUGGGGAGGAAGGUGAGUGUGUGAGGUCUGCGAUCGCAGCUCCGGGUCCUGAAGUGCUGCGGGCAGCUUGCGGUGCCUGCUUGUGAGGGUCUCGGUGAGGCGCUGCUGUGAAUCGGGAGGUUGCAGACCCCCAGGACUUGUCACUGCUUGGCCCGAACGUCACCCAACUCAAAGUAUUGAGUAGCUUUUCUUCUUUGUUAUUAUUCCCUAAUCAAGCUUGAGCAAGUGACUUUCAUUUGAAAUCUGCUGCACAGAUGGCGUUCAGGCUCUUCCCUUGCAUCUCUGGCUCAAAUGCUUCAAACUGGAGCGUUGUUUUGGGGCUGCGUGGGGUGGCCGCAUGGCUGGGCCUGUGCUCAGCCUGCGUUUGCCCUGCUGGGGGGCAAGCUUCUCCUUCAGGGGGGUGUUUGCUGCUGUAACUGCAGACAUCUGACCAGAGGCCUGUGGGGUGGUUGCUUUGCUGCAGAAAGCAAAUGGGAGGGGAGCGAGCUGGGUGGGAGCCAGAUCUGCCUCACCGGCUGUUAACUGCAGUGCUGAUAAAAACCAGAAGCAGCGGGGUUGCACCAGCGUUUGUGAGAUGCUGCUGUGCUCAACGGUGGCUUUGCUCCUGGUGGGGGUCAGGGCCCGUCUCGUCCCAACCUUUCCUGGCACCCUUCCUGCAGAGGAACCUGGGGUCUGGGCUUCCCCCUUUGGGGAGGUCUCGUACUCCAGAGUAACGAGGCCAUGGCAGGGCCGUGGGGCUGCCUCUGGGGGCCUGAGUGGUUUGAUUCUUCUGGGAUUGUGUAUUUAGAAGGCAGCAUCUGCUCCCCAACACGUUAAAUUCCUACUUGGAAGAGUGCCCUUGUGUGACAACAGGGCAGGGAGAGCGUCAGUGGAUGUGGGGCUGGCAUCCACCCCUGGACAGGCGUAGCUUCAUCCACGUGUUGUUUGUUUUGUGGGAUGUGGAGUUGCUGUGGUCAGUUUGAGGGCCAGCACGAGCUUUGAUCUUGUUGAGUUGGUGCAGGGGGCCCACCUCUUUGUGACUCCCAUGGCUACAUCCACAGGCCUGGCCCGGCAGUGCUGGGACCCUCGAGAAGCUCCCGCAGCAGGGGCUUGCUGCCCCGAGUCCUUCCCAAAUGCACCGUAGCUGUGGAAUGGGCUCCUCAUGUCUCAGAGGCCUUGCACCCCAGAGUUCCCAUAGUCAAGGUUUUGCCACAUUGCUGGAGGAGGAGGCUGCCAGCCCUGCAGCUUGGCCCUGAGCUGCCCGUCUGCUUGGGGCUCCCCUACAGCCCGCGUUGGUCCCGAUCCCCUCCGAGCACCAGUGGGGAUGUGCCAGGGCCACUGGUGCUGAUAGUUAGGGCUUGGUAGUUUGUCCCAGUACUGAUGCAAGGUUGAUUGAGUGUGACCCGUUUGCUUUUUGUGUUGAAACCGGUCUUUUUAAUACAGGGUAUGGAAACCUAAAGAUUCUUGACAAAUAUUUUUUCUCAGAAGGAGUUGUCCCAAUUCACCAGGUGGUUUUAUUGAGAAGUUCUGCUUUUAUUGUUUUGCCUGAGCCAAAAGCAUUAGGAGGACUAAGCUUUGGGAGCUCCCAAUGAUGAUUUCUUCAGUUAAGAAAUGGACAUUGUACAGUGGACUGCAAACCAACAAUGUAUUUCAAAAUCAUGAUGUUUGGGGAGAAGAAACUAGACAGUGUUUUUGUGAACUAUCUUUGCAGCACUGAGGAAAAAUCACAAGAAUUGGAUUUUUUUUGAAGCACAGAUGUCUAGUAAGUGUACAAAAGUAUUUGAAGUUUUAUGGCUGUUAAGGUUUUUCCUCUAUUUGCUCCAACAUUUCCAUAGCGUGCAUAUGAGGUUUUCAUUGAAAGAUGAAUUACCAGUUUUUAAAAUUUUAUUGUGCCAUAUUUUAUUUAUCCUUAUGCAUUAUAAAUAUAUAAAUACCUAUUUAGACUGAUUAUCACAGUAAAAGAUGCUAUUAUUGUGAACUUCAGGGUUUAAACCCAAAGUAAAAAAAAUUGGAAAUACUCCUCCACUGUAUUUGCUGUUUGUGAUCAUCUUUCUGCAGAUGUUUCUUAAGUUCUUAGAGUUCAAAAAUGAAAUAACUUCCUAAAAUUCAAGGUUUUACAGUACUAACCCUGAAGUUCUCAAGUUUGUGAUUUAUUAUUUUUAAGGUACAUCUGGUUGCUUUUUCUGGUGCAGUCAAAUCGUUCUUUAGAAAGGUCUUGUUUCUGGAGUUAAUGAGGGAAAAAGGUGGAAUGGGUUGAUCCAUCCUGCUUGGCUUUUUUAACCUAUUAAUCUUUUAAGUGAUCAAUCUCAAAUUAAAAAAUGAUUUCUUAGGUCUCUGUUCUACUUAAACUUUUUAGGAGUGGGAGCCUGCCCUCGCUGAGUGGGACUUUGAUGGGGAAAGCAGUAGAUUAUGAGGUUGCUGUUGCUCAGGAAUUGAUUAGUAAACUUUUAACUACUAAUAAAAAUCCAUUUUUCAAUGGAUUUUUUAAAAAAACCCAUUUUCUUAGAACAGUGAUAUGGGAUGUUUCCUAGUGAAUAGGAACUAGUUUAUAUAAUUUAGCCUAUUAAACUGAAUUAUUUAAAAUUCAAACUUCCCCUAAUUUAUCUUUUUUUUUAUACCAGUAAGUUGUCCUGUCAUUCCUUUCAUUCUUCCAUAGAACUAGUGUGAAUUCUUCUGGUGUGUAUAUAUGUAUGUAUAAUAUAUAUAUUUCCAUCCUGCCUUUCUAAUUUUCCACAAUGUAAGAGUUAGUUUUUUCUCCCCUCCCUUCACUUAAUUAAUUUCUUGUGUCUUUACCUUGAUUUGUAAUUGAAACAAUGCUUUGAAGUUUUGUCUUUAUAUUAAAGUGUAUGUAUUUUAA